AAUAAAAUAAAAUAAUGAAUAGCUAAGCCCUAGAAGCCACGAAAACCUAGAGUGUGAAAGACUAUAAGGCACAACAUAAAUUGGAGGACAGAAAGAAGAGAGUGUAACAAUAUAAAGAAAAGUACCCAGAAAUGACACCAAUGGUUGUUUAAAAGCAUCCAAAAGCCAAGAUUAUGUCAUUAACAAGACCUUAGUAUUUAGUUUGAAUAAAAUAGAUUCUUGGUGAAUUAAACUGUCAAAUUUUCUGAGUUUAAAAACUAAAUCAGAACUAAACUCUAAUUAUCACCUUAAUAAACAUUGUUUUUCUAUUGUGGAAAUAACAUAAUAUCCGAUGGUAAUUUUUCUUAUUAAAAAUAGACAUUUCACUUCAAGAAUUAUAUAAUAAAUAUAAAGAUAGAGAAGAUGAAUUUCUAUAUUUGAAUUAUUCUGAUUGCGAAGUAUUUGGAAAUUAAAUUGAUUGA
This is a messenger RNA of Paramecium octaurelia, 461 nucleotides long. NCBI's taxonomy places the organism in Eukaryota, Ciliophora, Oligohymenophorea, Peniculida, Parameciidae. The record is from the annotation of a GenBank genome assembly.